Naumovozyma dairenensis CBS 421 is the source of this 681-nucleotide messenger RNA. It is a transcript of the gene TML25, whose product is annotated as palmitoyl-(protein) hydrolase. Gene Ontology annotation, cellular component: cytoplasm. NCBI's taxonomy places the organism in Eukaryota, Fungi, Ascomycota, Saccharomycetes, Saccharomycetales, Saccharomycetaceae. Gene Ontology annotation, biological process: protein depalmitoylation. Gene Ontology annotation, molecular function: carboxylic ester hydrolase activity; palmitoyl-(protein) hydrolase activity. The transcript has a single exon. Bases 1 to 681 code for a protein of 226 amino acids. The record is from RefSeq and is a predicted model, not a curated record.
AUGAAUAAUAUACUGAGGAUAGCCCCCAAAUUGCAACCGGUCAAACAAUCAAUCAUAGUACUACACGGUCUAGGUGACACGGCGGAUGGUUGGAGAUUCCUAGCUCAGGAAUUAACAAGUGACAAAAGAUUCCAUCAUACGCAAUUUAUCUUACCCAAUGCUCCCAACAUCCCUGUCUACGCUAAUGGGAACGCUACUAUGCCUGCUUGGUUUAACAUCCAUGAAUGGAAUUUAACUUCUAAGAAUGUGGAUGUGGAUGGAAUCAUGCAAUCUGUGGAUUUGGUGACCCGCAUCGUUAAGGAAGAGAUAGAUAAUGGAGUUAAACCUGAAGAUAUAGCAAUUGGUGGGUUUUCUCAAGGCGCUGCUAUAUCGUUGGCUUCUGUUGCGUUGUUACCUUACAAGAUCGGUGCAUUUUUUGUGUUCUCUGGGUUUUGUCAAAUUGAACAGAAACUGAUUCACGAUGGCAGAGAGUUGAAUUUAGAGACUCCCGUGUUUCAUGGUCAUGGUGGAUUGGAUAAUGUGGUCCCAGAAUAUUGUGGUGAACUUGCUAGGGGGUUGUUUAAGGAUAAAUUGAAAUAUAAGAAUUAUAAUUAUCAUACUUAUAGGUCAAUGGAACACUCUGUUUGUCCAGAAGAGCUUGUUGAUUUCAGAGAGUUCAUUGUGAAAGCUUUGAAAUUAUAA